CGGAAGCGCGUCAUAGAGCGGCGACGGGGCGGUGGCGGUGUCGCCGCCAUGAACAGCGUGGGCGAGGCCUGCACCGAGCUGAAGCGCGAGUACGACCAGUGCUUCAACCGCUGGUUCGCCGAGAAGUUCCUCAAGGGGGAGAGCGGCGGGGACCCCUGCGGGCAGCUCUUCAAGCGGUACCAGCUCUGCGUGCAGAAAGCGAUCAAGGAAAAGGACAUACCCAUUGAAGGCCUGGAGUUCAUGGGCCCCAGCAAAGGAAAAACCGAAAACUCCUCUUGACCUCAACUGUGCGGAUUGACUCACUAAUAUGAGCCUUUGGACUAAGCAACAUCACCAGCUGUAAGACUAGAUGCCACCUGGAUAAAGCCUUUCUUACGCUGCUUAUUAGGAAGUGAGGAAUCUUCCCUGCUUCUAAAUUCUAAAAACAAAUGGCCACAAAAAAAAGGGGGGGGGGGGGGCGGGGAGAAAAAGAGUGGAUCAUGUGGUAACUACUGCCUCCUUUUUGAUGAAUUUUGGUGGUGGUUCAGUAUCUAACAGCGUGAAAAGCCGUCUGAACUAAAUUCCUAUUGAAUGUACCCUAUACUGAGAGAGUGCUUACUAGAGCGGGCCAAGAUUGUAGUUGCUUUGUAAGCAAUUUCUCUUCCUUAUUUAUAUAACACUUGAAAGUGUUUAAAAAGAGUACGAAGGACGUCUGUUUACUUUGUCUAAUCUCUAUGCUGCUGAAUUUUGGUGGAAGAAGUUUUUAUGAUCCUGAAUGCUGAGGGGCUAAAGCUUUGUUCGGUAUCAGCGACAGAGACAAUAUAGAAGCACUCUAUUGGACCUGCAAUAACUUAACUAAAAUAAUUAUAACCAAGUUAUAUUUUGUUCAGGCAGGUAACUGUCCAGUAGAAUCUGACUGUUACCUCUAGGAGGAACAGAGAUGGCCUGCAACAGAGGCUGAAAAGGAUGUUUUUAAUGCAGAGGCUAAUACUUUAGCCUUUUCUGAGGUACUGAAACAAUCCCGAGCUUGAAUUCUGUCUCCUUGACCAUUAUGUGUUCCUGCAGCAAAACUGCAGCACAGCCCUGGCCAUUCUUUUCAACAAAGCACCAGGCUGGCUGUGGUCACCCUUCUGAUCACCAACUUUGGCUUGUGGUAGUUAAAGCAUGUGUUGAAUGAGGGAUGUGUUGGGUUGAAGCUCAACAACUGAUAAUGCUAAAAGCCCUGGCGGCAGCUUGGGGACCUGCUCAUGAAGCUACUCCUGAGCUCUGUGUACUUUACACCUAGGGAAGUAAACGAAAGUGAUUUCUGCUGGCUUGUAAACUGCAGAAACAUUUGCAGCAGUUAGAAAGAGGGCGUUUGGAAGAGAAGUGUGGGGUCAGGAUCCAUCCCAUCUGGAAGCCCUGUGAGUACUGUGGCAGGGAGAGUUCCAUUUGUCCAUCCUCAGGGACGGCAGGGCGAAUGCUGUCCCCUCUCAUUACACCCACAGAGGUGAGAUAGUAAAAAAUAUUGUGGUCUGGGACAAAAGAGAAGUCAACUUCUAAUUCUCCUGAAAUUACAGUGAGGAAAAAAGUGAGCUUUGCUCUCCUAGAUUUUAGGCACUACCUGAAGGAUUGUUCCAGAGGCUUUACUUCUUAAAAAAAUUCAAAAGUUGUUCCCAAACACAGUAGCUGGCUUGUCUGUGCCACAGCCCCUGAGUAAUGACCCCAGAGACCGGGAGUGGCACGGGGCUUGUGCAGCAGAGCAGGGACUGCAGCAGGCCGCAGCCAUCGUGCCGUGCCUUCAGCGACAGCCGAAGCACAUCUGCCUGAGCGCGAGCGGGUAGCCUGGGUGAGCCGCGCCCCUGUCCUUGGAUGCACGAGACAGCUGGUGCGACAUCAGUAAGGGCAUUAAAUGUAGCACUUAAAAAACCAAGCUGUUGACACUGAAAUUGCUGGGUCACUCGGGUAUAAGUAAAAAUAGUAAGUUAAGGGAAAGAUCCUUCUAAGAGCAGCAUAAAUAGCAUUUUGGGGACUGUCAAGUAUGUGGCUUUUUUUUUUUUUUAAGGAAUAAGAUGUACAGACAGUUUGCUUUCCUAACAUCAUCAUGAAAGGAAUAAAUGUAGCGCAGUUUUGUUGGUUAGCUUUAAAACAACCAUGUCCAUUAGUGCCUUGUUCUAUGACUACUAAGACAAGCUCUUCUGUGUUAAAAAUAUUUUACUAGUAAGUGGAUUAAAUAAAUGGCACUGAAAUGUGGGGUGUCCCACAGUGCCCACUUUGAGGUUC
Messenger RNA from Phalacrocorax carbo (great cormorant), 2241 nucleotides. NCBI's taxonomy places the organism in Eukaryota, Metazoa, Chordata, Aves, Suliformes, Phalacrocoracidae. The record is from RefSeq and is a predicted model, not a curated record.